Messenger RNA from Podarcis lilfordi (Lilford's wall lizard), 24287 nucleotides. The record is from the annotation of a GenBank genome assembly. NCBI's taxonomy places the organism in Eukaryota, Metazoa, Chordata, Lepidosauria, Squamata, Lacertidae.
AUGAGACUGUUCCAAGCAAGUAUGGCCAGGACUUCAGCCUUAUGAGCUGCAAUUUUACUUACCUCUUGCAUUUCUAACCCAUCUUAGAGGGAGCUCAAGGUGACCUCCUGCCCUUGCUUCUCCCUGCUCCUUUUGUCCUCUCAGCCACCUCGGGAGGUCGGCUGGGCUGAGCGCGACUGGCCCAAGGCGCGCUUGAGGGCGCGGGAGCCUCGCUCUCCUGCUUCUCCGUCCCAGCGCUAGACUGAGCGGUCUUGGGGGGGGGGGGGGAGGGAGAUCGGAAGGCGGCUUCCCUUCCUUCGGAAGCUGCUCCGGGGGCCGAGGGGUCCCUGCUCUCCUGCCCCAAGUCCAGCCCAGAGGGAACAGUGACGCUUGGCAGUCAGACCGGCGCCGAUUCGGGGGCUUCUAGGGGACUUCGGCCGGCCUAGGAGACGGACGCGCCUCUCCUCGCUACUCAGCGGUAAGUCCUCCUGGAGCCCCCGGGGUUUACUCCCCGGUAAGUGGGGGGAGCCUCGCGGCCAGGCUGGGGAGCGGCGCCGGAGGGGCGGCGGGCGGGGGGGCGGGGCGGGGCGGGGGCGGAGCGAGGCUCCCUCGCGGCUCCGGCGCGGCGCUGCGGGAGCCACUCUCCGCCUGGGCUCCGGCUGCCUCAGCGAGAAGCCGCCGCCGCCGCCGCCGCCGCCGCCAGCUCGUGGCCCGCCGGGAGGAGGCAGCCCUUGGCCCGCCAGCCGGGACGGCCAGGCCAGGCGAGGAGAGCCGCCCAGCCGCCCAUUGUUUCCCGGGGCCCGCGCGGCCCUGCCGGGCUCCCGCUCCGCCGCCCGGCCCAGGAGGGACCCAGCCCAGCGGUAAGUCGCUCCAACGCGGCGGCGGCGGAAACUUUCCCGGCCAACUUGGCGCUGGGCCGCCGGGGCCUCCCGGAGACGCGGAUCGAGCGCGGGGGCAGCGGCGGGGCUCGGCCAGAAGCUGGCCAACUUCCCGCGGCUCGGCGGCUGGAGGCGGGUCCGCCAUCGCCCCCGGCGUCGGGCUCCCGGCGGUGCAGCGCGGGCGGCGGGGGGCUGGGGCGAGCAGCCCGGCCUGGCGGGAUGGGAGGAAGGGGCGGCGGGGGGAGCGCGGCGGGGCCCCGCGAGGGAGCGGAGCAGGCUUGGCCGCCUCGCCGUCGCGCUGGACUGAGCUGCGAGCUGCGCGGCCGCGUCCUGCUGGCUGGGAAUCGCCGCUGGCGGCGGACCAGCGCCCGACGGGGCCGGGGAGGCAAGGGCGCUCUUGGCACGCUCAGUCGACCUGCGUUUAGCGGCUAAGCCGGUUCAGGGGAUCGACUUGGUGCGUUGUGGUUUUUAGGCAAACCCCUUUAUGGGCGACCUGGGAAUCGGGGCGCCUGCCCGCUGAAGCCUUUGCUUUAACCCCCGAAUCCCGACCCCUCGCGAAAGCGAAGCCUUGGCUCCGGUCUCAGCUUGAAUUGCCGGCCUUCUCUCUCCGCUCUCAGAAUGAAGAUUGUGAGCUCCUUGAGGGCAGAGAGGGUCAUCAGGCAGCGGAUGGGUAGUUGCUUCUGAGUGGUAGUUAUUCUGAAAUAACUCCUGUCUGCGCCAGAGCAAGGUGUGAUCUUUCUGUGGCUUGUGCUUGGGUUGCCUAAGGCAAAGGAUCAGCAGCAGGUGGGGGCCCCAGCGCUGCCACCCCCACAUCUAGGAAUAUCAGCUGCCCUCCCAGUCGCCAAACUGGAGAGCUGCAGGGUCUGUGGAGCUGGGACCUGGGGGCAGACCCUGAGGACUCUGCCCAUCCUCCUGGGAAGCCAGGAGCUGAGCUUGCUUGUCCCUGUUGCUCAAUGUGACUGUUGGUGCACCUUUUACACAGACCUAAGAAAUGCUGUAAGCUGCCUCCUGUUAAAGUUUGAAAUCUAUUUGCUCUGAAAGGUUGGGACAAAGGGUGAGAUGUGUGAGCCAGCAGGCAUCCAGAAUCCCUCUGAGAUGCCUGUUUCUUACUGGGUUCCUGGAAAAAAACCAACCCCACACCCAGCUUGGCUUGAAGGGGAGGGAAGACUGCUGUUGAGAGCCUCCUGGCAUCUUAAAUACUAAGAGAUUUACUUGUGCUGUGAUCUUUUGUGGACUCCAGAGCUGCCUCCAUUAGCUGCAUGAGGCCUUCUCCUCCAUUGGCAGCAGUGGGCUCCGUGGUGGGGGGAGCCCAAAGCCCCUAAAUGUAGUAGCUACAGUAAGUCUGCGACAUUUCUGUGCAAUGCCCAAAUGUGUUCAAGGAAAGUGCAGGGUCACCUCUUCUUAUCUUGUGCACAGGUUUGGCUCUCAUCCCAGGAGCUUAAGUUACAGUAAAUCUGCUGAGGUACCCCUGGACUCUUAGCUGCCUGCGAGAGACUCAGCGCAGUGAUUCUUAUGGAAUUUGUUGACACAAACAGACUGAAGAGUGCCUGCUUUGGAGAGCUGACGAAACUGUAUGUUGUGCAAAUGAAAGCACAUCUAGUCAAAAGUAAAUCCUAUUUAGUUCAGUGGGGCUUACUCUCUAGUUACAGGGCUGGGGAACCUUGGUCCCAAGCCAGAUGUGGCCCUCCAGGUCUCUGUUUGGCCCUUACAAUUCUUCCCAGGUCACACGCCUCCUCCAGCCAUAUUCCACACCCUCCUUGAAUGUUUUCCCCAGGCUAGAAUGUGUCCUUGACCUCUGGUGGGUGCAUAGAAACUCGGCUAGCCUACAGAGUUAGAUUUUUCUUCCCGUUUUUGCCUCUGACUCUGCCCACCACUGCCAUGUGGCCCCUAGAAGGCUGACCAGGAGUGAGUGUGGCCCUGCAGCUGUAAAAGAUUCUCUUCCCUUGCUUUUCUAUCAUGUCCAGGAAUUCAGCUGCAAGCUGACUUCCACUGCUAUGGAAAGCAAAAAAGAUGAGCCUUCAGAGCACAUCCUGGGACAGCCAUAGUGCAAUAUAACAACUAUGAUUGUUCUUCUUUGAACGUUUAUUUCUUGCCAACUGUGUGUUAUGAGCUGGCCAGAAUGUUGAUACAAUGGAAUUCAUGCCCAGAAGGACUUAAGAGAUGGCAAAUGCCUAGCAAUUGAGAGGCAGCAGGGUAAAGCCUUUUGGGACCCUGGCACACAUUUGCAAAACUGAGCAACUGCUGAAACAGCCCACCACCGUCUGUUUUAUUGGCUACAAUGAAUGCUGCUUUUAAGGGUGACCUUGUGGGUGCACCUCCACCUGCAGGUGACUCAUAGGCAACCCCUAAGACAAGUUUGUUUUGUGGAAUGCUCUCCAGAGGUUGGCCUGGCACCUUCAUUUUAUAUUUUAGGUGCCAGGCAAAAAUGUUCCUCUUCAACCAGGCCUAUCCUACAGCUUUUCAAAGGUGGGCUUUUUGUUUUGGUUUAAUUAUUCACUUGUGUUUUAUGUUGCAUUUUAUUCUUUGAACCAGCCGCGGAUCUCUUGAUGAAGGGCAGUAUAGAAAUGUAAUAAUAAAAAAAUUCUGUCUCCAAAUGGUGGUGCAGGGAAGAGCCAGUCACUAAAUGGUGGCAGGUGGAAGCAACCUUUGGCACAACUGAUUGGCAAGUCCUGCCAUCUCUUUAUGCUCUGUUAACCUGUGGAUUGUUAGAAAGUGCUAAAUUCCUUGCCGUAACAUUUUCCUUAUGGCAAGGUGUUCCAAAGCUCAGCUUUCAUCAAGUUAAAGAUAGACAUUUAUUUUGGAGGUAUUGUGACGUACGUAGCCUCCUUAUUGUAGGCAGAAGCUCUUGAUGCAGAAGCUCAGCGUGAAGGAGUCUGUUCCUUUCUAUUUUCCGCUUCCCAGCCCCACUUGCCUUGUGCCUAAUUCCAUCUCCUCAACCACCAGAUCCUGUCAUCUCUUGUCCUCUGAAAGCACCCUUUCUUUCCUACCCCAGUUUAUUUAAUAUGAAACAAUAACAACAGCAACAACCUGUUGUCUUGCUCUCUAAUUCCCUUCUGACUCUUCCCCUCAUGGCAUGGCUAUGGGGAAGGGCAGGCGGGGGGGGGGGGGCUAUGGCCCCAAGGCCUACCUAAAAUUGGUCCCAAGCCCACUCUUAGGGAAACACUGGCCAGGGACGCAUUUUCACAGCUGUGACAGCCAAGUUCCCAAGUGAUGCUAAAUUUAUUACAGAACUAUAUGCAUCUGGGAAAGGGGUCGGAUAAUUCUGGUCACCUGACUGGUGUCCCAAGAACAAAGUCCCCCUUUGGGGAUAAUUAGGAAAGGUUGAUGAAUCUGAAAGGAAAUAUAUUGGAGAAAUAGAAAAAAGUAGCUGAAAUGAUCAUGAGGCUGGAGCAAUUCCACUUUGAGGAAAGGUUGCAAUGUGUGGGUCGUUUUAGCUUUGGGGGGCAGAAAGAUGAAAGGGAGUGGGAAGACUUCAGUGCCAGAUAAAACCCUGUGGAGACCCCAUGACAGUCAAAAUCUUGGGUGGGGGGGACUCUCUAGUGGGAUAACACUGAACUAAGAAAGCUUGAUUGUAAUUUUCUUUCAAUAUCAAAUCAAUAUUAUUUUGAUCUGUUGUCAUGGGGCCCCUAAAAGGUUUGGGGCCCAUAGGCCAGUGCCUACUCUGCCUAUUUGGUAAUCCAGCUCGGGGAGACACAGCUCAAGGGUCCUUGCACCAGGUGCCAUGGUGGGCACCAACUUAGAUGGCUUUUAUGCAGGAUUAGACAGAUGCAUAGAGGAAAGGGCUGUCAGUGGCUGCUGGUCCUAAUGGCUACUUUUGCCUCCAGGAUCAGCAUCCCUGAGUAACGGCUUACUAGAGGAGAGGAAUAUCAGGAGAGGCCUGGGGCUCCCCAUGGGCCGUGGGGUAAGGGGGACUAGGGAGGCCUUUGGUGUGUGAGAGCCGAGCUCUUGCUAUGCUCUGAAAGGAGUUGGCUGUUCCUGGCGAAACUGCUUGGCGUUGUCGGGGGUGGGGGAUUGUUCUCUCCUAGACAGGAUGGCACUUUUGGCUUGAUGGGAAUUUUCAGUUCCUACUGUUUCUGAGCUGCUUUUCUUUGUGAGCUUCUCACUUGAUGAUUCAGAACGGUGACUUGUGUGUGAAUGAGCUAUCACAGAUCAAGCAUCCCAAGAAAAAGUUUAAUGGCUUUAUGCAUGGCCUCAAAAGCAGGGCUUUUCAAUGGAAUCAUUUCACAUGUUCGGCAUGAGUGGAUCAGUGGUCCUGCACCUUGACUAAGCAGGAAGUGACUCUUGCACGACAAAUAAGGUUAAGUGUGAGUUAAAUACUUGGCAGAGAUUUUUCUCAAGUUGUGUUGGGCUUGAAUUCAAGAGUUUGAGAACCAGGACUGUUUUACAGUGAGGGAUAGCUAAAACUGGUAUAUGUUUCAAACCUGCAAGCUUCCAUCCUUUGUCAAUGUGCAAUUUAAUUUUUAUUCACUGCACAUAUCCCUCCAGCCCCAAAUGGCUAUUAUACAAUCCUGGGAACUCUUAAGGAAAGAUUCCAAAUACCACCAGAUCCUAACCAGAUCAUAAAUACACUCCCUAGAAUUUUAUCCCAUUGAUACUUCUAUCUUGAAAAGGUGGGAACAGACCAAAUGAUAAUUGGCACUUCUUUUGAAGUUUGGCAUUCUGUAACUGAAGAGUAUUUCUUGGAACAUAUUACAAGACCUAUAAAAGACAUAAUUCUGUUGUUGCAUUGUUCAGUCAGUUUUGAUUUGUUCACUUCUGUUUAAACUGAACCCAUCUAAAUCUUAGAACCAUGGAAUUACAGAGUUGGAUGGGACCACAAGGAUCAUCUAGUCCAGCCGCCUGGAAUGCAGGAAUCUUUUGACCAACGUGGUACUUGAACCCACAGUCCUGAGGUUAAGAGUCUCAUUCUCUACCGACUGAACUUGCUUGACCAGUGUUCAGAUUUUCCUGGGUUUUCUUUGACUUAUCCAGCAUGGCUUAAGGGAUGAAAGUUCAGCCACUGGGAAUUGAGGGUUGUAGGUUCUUGGCAGAUUUGUGAAAAAGGUUUGUGUAUUUUAUACCUACCUCUGAGUAAGGGAUGGGGAAUUUGUGGCCCUGCAGAUGCACUUGAACUCCCAACUUCAGUUAGCCCCACCCUGUGCCGCAGGAGCAGUCAGUCAACUCUUUAUUAGCAAAAGCACAACCUCCACAGAGUUGGUUCAGUGUUAGACCUACUAGGCACACAGUUCACACUCCUUGGGGUCUUACUCCAUGAAGAUCAGUUGCCUAGACUGAAAGUUCCAACCUCCCCACAGCCAGCUAAGACCCCUCCUCUCCAGGGCUUUCCCCAAGCAAUCGGAGACUAUGCCUGUGUGUAGCCAACCUCUCCUCCGCACUUUUCAUACUUCUUCUGGUUCUGGAAGACAAGGGGGGAGGGGAGCCUGUCGCAGCAGGAGACAGAGACAUCCGUGAGUCUUCACCAGCCUGGCUCAUCUCUGCCUCUUAGUCUCCCUCUUCCCAUGCUUCAGCUUCUGAUUCUGGACAGACUCUCCCCACUCACUCAACCCGGUUCCCUCUUCAGCUUCCACCACCUCUUCCUCCCAGUCUUCUUAUCCCUCUCACCUCUCAUUGUUGCCUUACCCCUACUCCCUGGUCUCUGAGCCGUCUUCCCUUGAGGGUUCCCCAGCUGGUUCCUCCCAGCAUUUCUCUGUGUCCAACCUGUCUGUGACAACCAGCAUGGCCAGUGGUCACGGAUGAUGGGAGUUGUUCUCUAGCAACAUCUGGAGGGUACCAGAUUCCACAUCCCUGCUCUAGGACUUCAGCUUCAGUUGUUGUGUAAUUGUGCCUUGCGAAAAAGGAGAAUAUUCAGCUGCUACUUUGCAAUCUAGAUUAUCCCAGGGUGGAUGGUGCUCUGAAAGAGCCACAGCUGCCCCAGAUGUAUCAAGACUAUUAGAAGGUAAAGAUGAAGAGAGACCUCCUGUGGCAAUGAGAGGGGUGGGCACAGAGUGGGUGACCUGCAUAGAGAGAGUGUCCUGGGAUGGGGAGAGAAAAGGGCUAAAGGUUAACAGAUGGUUGGGCAAAGAGAAAAGAGAGAACUAGAGAGGGAAGAGGACGUUAACAGAGUGGGCUGAAACCAAAAACACUGGGUUAAGAAUGUGACCAAAAUGCCUUUAUCUGGCACAUUGGUCUAGGAGUGUGGUCCAGGGGUGGUUAGGUGGCUAUGCAUUUAGAUAUUGGGGGUAGAAUUCUGAGCCAUUUUGCUUUGUGUGAAUAAGAUCCUUUGGAUUUCUCUUAUUACAAUCAACCAAGAGUUUUGUGGCACCUUAAAAACGAUAAAAUUUAUUAUGGCAUUAGCUUUUGUGGACAAAAGUCCCUUUCAUCAGAUGCAUAAAAUUCAAGAAUAUUGGCGACAUCGGAAGAAGUGGACUGUAGUCCUUGAAAACAUGUUUGAUUUAUUUCCUAUGCAAAUUGGGGUAAUUUGUAUAGAGUAAUCUGCAUCCAGGGGAAAUUAGUUUGCAUUGGAAAAUUUUCUGAUGCCCUACAGAAUUAUUUAAUUUAGCAUGCUCAUUUUACUUGUGUUUAACAAACAAAGCCAAAAAAAACCCCUCUUUGAAACUGGCAAGCUUUGCCUAUUGUUUGUGAUUGUCACCCAUUCAUUGUUACUAAAGAACUUAUAAAAAUGACCCCCACACGCCCAUUGAGCAUUAAUUUGCAAACUAGUCUGUUGUGGCAGAAAUGUCUGUACCACAAGAAGCAAGAACCAAAUGUCUCUCUGAUUCUCAAGUUACCCCUUCCUAGAAGAGGCUGCCUGCUCUGUAGGAGCGGCUCUGUCUGCCUCCCUGCCAACCUCUGCGGGAGGCUGGCAAUUGUGCCGCUGGUGGUUAGGGUUUGCAGCUCCACCUCAGACAGCCCUGCUCUAACCACUACACUGCUCUCUCCCUUUGUUAGAGACAGGCCUUAGAGGUGGGCAUAGCGGCCUCAAUAAUUUCCUAGCACUUUGUGUGAAUGUGAGAGAGAUAAAAAGUGGGUGCACAUGUCUAGGCUUGGGGCUUGUCAAGAACAACUCAGGGGUCUUUUGGUGUAGAAAAGCAAACCAAUAGGGAGUUUUGGAGAAAUGUCAAUACAGUGGUACCUCGGGUUAAGUACUUAAUUCGUUCCGGAGGUCUGUUCUUAACCUGAAACUGUUCUUAUCCUGAAGCACCACUUUAGCUAAUGGGGCCUCCUGCUGCUGCCACACCGCUGGAGCACGAUUUCUGUUCUCAUCCUGAAGCAAAGUUCUUAACCUGAAGCACUAUUUCUGGGUUAGUGGAGUCUGUAACCUGAAGCGUAUGUAACCCGAGGUACCACUGUAUUCACACUACAAUUCUACUCUGCUCUUAAACCACAUUGACUGCUGCGACAUUGCCCCCAUGGAACUCUGGGAAUUUUAAUCUUGUAAUAUUAGUGGAAGUUUGGCACUCCUUGGCAAGCCCAUCUGCCAGGAAGCCUUGUUGCCUGAAGUGUGUAGUGCUGGCAACUUUCUUCAGAGAGCUUUACUUUGGGGAUGAAGUCCCAGUUGAAAACAUUGGCUUCCUUCCCAUGUAAAUAAGUUUGGGAUUAUGGUAAAAAUGCUUGUUGUGUUUUUAAGUUUUCAAAGCACUUAAGUACAGCAACCCUGCAAAGUAGGCCAAUAUUAUUCUGAUAUGUGGAAGCUUGCCUAAGCCCACCUAUGAGCUGGAUUGCAGGUAGGGGACUUCCAAGCUGAGUAAUUGCCAGGGAAGCCAAAAAGUUGGGGCAGUAGCUGUCCAACCCCAACCCUUCCACAUUGAUUUGUCUGCCUUGGACUUUCUGCACAUUGAGGGUGACUCUGGGGAGCGAUCUCUAAGAUGCCCAUCACUGUCUGCACCCAAACAUAUUAUGCCUUCGUGAAGCAAACUCCGUGUAGGACAGGACGGGGCAGACUUCAGGCUUGAGGCUUCUACUAGAUUUUUUUACAAGAACCCCAAGGCCCAACCAGUUGUAAAAUAGUGAUUUGUGUGCAGUGCGGAGCAUAGAAUCGAGGAGCAGAGUGUUCAUCCCCGUAAAUUUCUUUUAAUACCAGAACUCAGCUCAGUUUCUUUCUUGUCUUACUCUGCUUCCAAGAGCCUGAUUUAAGAGCCUCAAAAAAGUAGUAGUAGAAAAAGUCAUAUUUGUUGUUAAACUGCUGGGAGUGAGAAAACCAUGGCUGAUCUUCUGCAAAUCACCCAGAGAUCUAUCCCCGAUCCCUGCCCCCCACCCCGCCCUGGAAUGCUCCCACUUUCCUCUGGACCUGUGGAUUCCAGGGACCAGCUGUCUUUCAGAGAACCUUGCCUGUCAUUAUGGAUCUGCUCACUGAGAACUGCAAAGCUUCAUUAGAACUGGGACGCCAAUGAAAAAACAGCUCCACUUGCAAGGGAGCAUGGGAAAAUAACUCUCCUGGUGGCCGGCAGUCUGCGGCCAUUUCGCUCCCAAACGUGAUUAAGAUGUGAGUGUUGAGCCAAGGGUAGGGAAUAAAGAGCUGCAUUUCUGGGCUUCAAUAUUGGAACUCACCUCUGGUGCCUUUGGUCAGAAAGGGGGUCGACCCAUAAGUCCCAUGGAGAAAUUGCUUCUCUCUCUCUCUCUCUCUCUCUCUCUCCAUAUAUAUAUGCCAGAAGCAGCCCCACAAGGAGAGAAGAUUUGAAACACAUCGUCUGACUUGAGCAGAUGGAUUUCUGUGGACCUUUUGCUUCCCUCAGAUUUAGUAGAUGUAAACGAUCAGGGGAAGUAAGAGAGGAAUGGGGAGCUUGCCAAGCCUUGGCUGUGUCAAGGUCUCUCACAAACGUCUUUGGCAGGAGGCCAUUUCUCUCCCCUGCCCCACAUGAGCACUUCGCUUCUGUAACGGGGGGGGGGGGGCUGGCAUGCAUUGGUGCCCCUACAUUGUCGUCUUGAGAGAGGAUUAAAAUACAUCAAGGCAGUCGCUGACUGGAAUGGAAAGAAGCCUCCGCUUGGGAACAAGACUGUGGGCUGGGGAAGAGCCCUCCAUUACGUGCAAUUCCUCUUCCAAGGAGGAGAGGGCCUGGCUCUGCUGAAGAGGCCUUCCUUCCUUUCAGGAGAGACAGGAUCUUUAUCAGUCUCCCGUAGAUCAGGAUCAUCUGUCCAUUUUUUAAAACUGAAGCUGAUUCAAAACAUCUUUUGAGGAUGAACCAAGCAGGUGGCCAUUUGGAUGGCAUUAAUGGCAGCAGAGUGGGAGGCGGUCCUGGGACACAAUGCUGCUGUGCAAGCCCCUUUGGGAUGAGCAGGAUGAGCUCUAGAGCACACGGAAGAGGAAGGCUCUGAAUUGGGCUUUCCGUUAGGAGGAGGAGAAAGCAGGUGGGUGAUGUUUGGGAUCCCUCUCCCCAGUCGUCUUCUGUGGCAGCCAGUUGCGUCUGUGGCCUGUGAAGAAGAAGAAGUCCCUCCACUGCAGUGGAUGGGCAGUUUUUUGCCCCAGGUGUACCUGAGAGCUGAUUCUAACCCCCUGCUUCUCUAGCUUCCCUCUCUUCUCCCACAACUUCCGUUGCACCUGGCCAGCUGGGGAACAGAAGGUGCAAUCCUGACGGGAUGGGCUUCACUUGUGCAGGCUCGUGGGUAUGGGGAAGAUAAAUAUUUGGUCUUCUAGGUCUAGGCCAGGCCUGUCCAGCGCCCAAGAGACUGUGAUCUACUUCUAUAAGUAAACUGGCAGUGAUCUACCCAUUGUCAUUGAGGAUUGACCACAGUUGUUGAGCUUUUUUUAAGGGAGAAAAACGCUCACCUCAAACUACACCACUUACAGACGCACGCAGCAAUAAAGGCAAUAAUCAAAUUCACCAACGCAAAGAGAGAAUGACAAACUCCGCCCACUUCACACAACGGAGGAAGGGGGGCAGAAACUAUCAUUUCGCAGUUUUCAUCAGCCAACGGUCAAUACGGUUCCCACAAUCGACCAGGAUCAACAGGGGGUCUACCUAUUGAUCGCAGUCGACCAGUUGAACUUGACUGCUCUAGGCAAGAAUUGUCCCCACCCCAGCACAUGCGAAGCCACCUCGGCGCCCCCCAAGUGGCCCAGAGGUCUUUAGCUGGCCACAUGGCUAUACAUGGCAGACCCCAUGUGCUGCCGCUGCUUUGGGGGAGGUAUCUGCUGGUCGUUUUUUUAAUAUAUAUAUAUGAUUUUCUUGGUUUACAAAAGUACACGCCUUGUCUCUUUUUUCAGGUUGUACAGUCUUUCUUACAAAUCAGUUACAUUUGUUGUCAGACAUGAGUGCUGAGUACAGUAUUCUGCUUGUGCUCUUGGUCUGCCUGCUAGGUGUGAGUCUGCAGCGCUGGGAGGAGGCUGCUGCUUGCUUUUGCAUACCUGGAUGUUGACUUUUCUGAAUCUGCUUUAACCAUUAAUUUGUGUGUUUCCUUCCUCUGUUCCCAGUGUAAUUAAAUAGGUUUUAUUUAAGCAAAUUGUUUCUGGCCUGACAUGUAGAGGUGCACAAAGCUCUCAGGGAGGAUUUUUUCUGCCUCUAGUUUUUAAGUGAUCUUGUUAAUUGUUGCAUAAAUUAUUGGGCGUGCAGUCUGGUAAAGGCUUGAGUGGGAAAUCUAGUGUGCAUGGAAUGAAUUCAGCAAGUAUGUAAAUGACUGCUUCUGUGGUCUACUGUUAUCAUUUCCAGUUGACUAGGAAACCUUUGUUAACUGGUAAGGAGUGGCAUAUUUUUUCAGGUUCCUAAUGAGGAUUGGUAUAGCAUAAUUGCUAUAAGACUGAGAUAUGGAUCAAGGGCCAAUGUUAAAAACUCAGAUAUAUAAGCUAGGCGCCAAAUGCCUCCUUAAACCAAGGUUUCAGCUGUCAAAACACAAUGUCUUGUUGCCAUUUUGGGGCUAGAUGGCUCUAAAGUCUUAUUUUUCCAAUGACGGACUAACUGUGAUUGAGUCUCAGUUAAACACCUGGAUAGUUCAGAUGACUACCUUGAGCUGGGUUAAGCGUUUUGAGAACUUAAAGAAGAAAAGUCCCUUAAUCUAGGGGUUGUCCCUGGAUGAAGUGAUUCAGAUGUCACCUCUGUCACAGACUCACUCCCUAGGUGCCCUUAAGUAACCAACUGUCUCUCACUCUCGCUCAUCUUAAGACGGGGCAGGGGCGUAGCAAGGGGGUUGUGGUAGCUGCGGUCCGCCCCGGGUGUCCCCACUGAGGGGGGGAGUGACAAAAUGGUGGGCGGCACUCACUGCGGGGCCUGCCUGAGCCAUGCAUCUCUCUUGGGAGUGACGCGGUGGGUUGAGUCCCCGCAGGCUUUGUGCUGCCCAAAUGGUCCGCCCGCUGCCUCCCUCUCAGCUGUAGGGCGGCUGAGUGGGAGGAGGCAGGCAGACUCCUUGGAGGUCCUGCGGUGCCCCCUUGGGUGGCUGGCCCCGCCCCCGGCCACAGGGUACGCACGCUGCCCGAGGCGCCCGAUCGGCUUGCUUUGCCGCAGGUCAGGGGAUGGUGAUAACAGUGACCUACCCUACAGGUUUGCUGUAAAGAUUACAAGUGGAUGCACCCUUCUUCAACCUGGUGCCAUCCACGUGUUUUGAACUACAACUCCCAUCAACCCCAGCCUGCCUGGAACUUUUUCCAGUCUGGGGUUUUUCAUUGCCACAGCAGGGGGUCCCAUUCCAGGGGUGGGAAGAAGCAAAUGAAAACUUUGCAGAGCAACAAAUGCAUCUCUUGCUUUGGUUCAGCCACACAAGUGUCGGAGGUUUCUCCACCUGGUUCAGCCAGAGGAAGGACACCUUCCCGAGAGUUUGGGGAGAGGGCCAGUGGGUGGUGUGGUCUGGCGAGAGUGCGCAGAGCCAGACAGGGAGGCCUGGAGGUCUGCAUUUGGCCUCCAGGCUGAUGUUUGCCACCCCUGCUCUUCUUGGGAGAGGGGAAAUAAACUCUGUGCCUGUUCAGAGGGACAGUUCUUUUAGAGACAUUCUCUGAUUCUGUGAGCUUAGGGAUGAGUCCCUGUCAGUGGGUGCUAAGGAUAAAUCCCAUCCUCAAAUCAAGGGGCCCCUGUGCCAGCCUUCCCCCAACUGAUGCUGGGGUGCCCAGGCCCUAUUUGUGGGCUUCUCACUGCUCAGAUGCUUUCAGACCACCACUUCCUCAUUCCCGACCAUUAGACCCGCAGCCUGUGCCUCAUGGGAAUUGCAGUCCCAAACAUCUGUCGGGAGGCUUCAUGGUUGGAGGAGGUUAAUCUACAGUGUCUCUCUUUCACCCGCCCUUCUUUCUGCCUCAGAAUAGUCCUGGACGUUUUUUUGACCAGUGGUAAUUGGCAUGGCCUGAUUUUAGGCUUCCUGUGGGUCUGUUUGGAAGUUGUGUUUUUAGCACAGUGUCACAUAGCUGAGCCCACGGAGCCGGCGGGUGACAUAGGAGGAGGCUGAUGGUGAGCUGAAGUUUCCAUUGCAGCUGAAUCACCCAGCAGCUUCUCUUCGAUUUAUUUCCCCCCUCCUCCCGCUGUGUGAAAUAUGGAGAGCUAAUUCUGUAACCAAACAAAAGCAAGCCUCAAGGCUGUUUGUGUUCAAGGUACACAGUUGGGGUGGGGAGGAGUUGGCAACAGACGUCACCUGGAUUUAUCCGUUUUAUUUUCCUGGCUUUGCACUGGAGCAUCUGAAAUGCUCUUUUUGUGUAGGUUGGACCUGCCGGCCCCGAGUUCAGCCAAGACUCUGCUCUGCUCCAGGGAAAGUGCCCCAAGGCUUCCUUGGUCUGUAGCAGAAGCUGCCCAGAGUGACUGGGACAACCCAGCAGAUGGGCAGGGGACAAAUAAUAACAUUAUUAUAGUAUUAUUAUUAGGGAACCCUGUUGAACUCGGGGGCCAUAUUACCUUCUGAGUGGCCUUCCCAAGGCAGCAAGUUGGUGGGGGGCAGGCCAGGAGGCAAAGCAAUGAAUGUACAGGUUCCUUUUGACAGUGGGUUGGUUUCUGCACCUCAUCCUGGCAAGAAAGAGUAGUUAUGAGAGUCAAGGGAUGUAGAUGGGAAGGAGGGGUGACCUGGGGAGCGUCCCAGCGGCCAAAGAGGCCCCCCAGUCUCAAAUGGCUUGGGAGCCAAGUUCCUGCAUGACUCCUUCCUGCCACUGCCAGCCUGGGCUUUGAGAUCUUCUGGGGAGGACAUUUGUGUAAUUCUGCUGAGGAGCAUAACCCAUGUCAGUGGCAUGAGGAAGGGCCUUCUCUGCUGUGGCGCCCCGUUGGUGGAAUUUUGCCAUAGAAGUCUAGCUUGUGUGUCUCUCGUCCAGUUUCAGGUGUGGUGCAAAGGACCACCCACCUGCCAAUCUCAUGACUUCAUUCAGGCCUCACUAGGGCAGGGUGAUAAAUUGAUACAUUAUCCAAAACCAGUUUGAAGUCCAUAUCAGGAUAUUGGUUUCAUAAUAUUUCACCUGGCAAUAUAUCGCGAAUCAUGAUGUGUGUGUGUGUCCUAUGCAAAAAUCCCAAUGUGGGAGAAACCGUGAAACCAGCCAAUAGCUUCAUCCUUAUUUCAGACAUCAUGAUAUAUCGGUAUAUCACACUGUUUAGCUGGUGAUAUAGCACGAUGUUGAAAACCAGAUAUUGCCCAGCCCUAGGCUUCAUGUGAUGACUGCUGCUGUCCUCCUGUUCUCCGGGGAAAUGCUUGGGCUGCUUCAAGCAGCACUUUAAGCAGCAUAUAAUGCUUUUAAAUGAAUGAAUGUAAAAGUGUGCCUGGAGAAAUCAACCGCCCUCAAGUCCCUGUCAUGUGGAAGAUGGAGCCUGUUUCCUGAUGCUCCAGAGGAAGGAGAUUCCAACUACAGUGGUACCUCGGUUUAUGAACAGGCUAGUAUACGACCAUUUUGGAUUAUGAUCAAGUACAACCCAGAAAUGAGUGCUCCGGGUUGUGAUGAUGAUGACGAUUACAAAUGUACUCUGUUCACAGGUGCACUUCCGUUUUGAAUGCCACACUUCCGUUGUCCGGCAGCGGAGAAGGGGGUUGUCAUGGCAUCUCCUGCAGCUGCGAGGGAGAGAGUGGGAGAGAGUGGCGAGCCCGCCAACCAGAUCUUUUGAGAUCUCCCUCUCGUCAAAGCAGCUCAGCUCCAGAUCGCUGAGGGGACACUUCCCUCCCAAGCCUCUGCAGGGAUUGCUCUCCUCCCUCAGCGGCAAGGUUGGUGGGAUUGCAACUCUCUCCCUUGCAGCUGCAGGAGGAGAGCAGUCCCUGCAGGGGCUUGGGGGGGAAGAGAGAGAGAGAAAGGGCUGGCUUGGGCAGGGGGAGAGAAUUUUUGCCUCCCUUUGCUUCCUCCCCCCCCGAAACUCUCCUCUCCUGCAUCCAGUUAGCCAUCUCCUUCCCCACACGCACCCCAUGCGCGCUCCUCAUCCCUCCAGUUUGAGUGUUUCCACACACCCCUUAAACUUCCCCCUCCCGUCUUGUCCCUCCAAUGGCAAUGGGUAGAUCACUGCCAGUUUUUGAUACUGGAUAAUAGAUUGCAGCCUGGUUUACUGCUUUCAUUUUAUGGAUCAAUUGUCUCAUUAGAUAGAAAAAUUCAUGUUUUAGGGGUUGCUUUUCAUCGUCUGGAACGGAUUAAUCCAUUUUCCAUUACUUUCUAUGGGAAAGCACGACUUGGUUUAAGUCCGCUUUUAUUUAAGACCGGACUUCCGGAACGGAUUAAGGUUGUAAACCAAAAUACCACUGUAAACAGGAAGAACUUUUGGGCCGCAAGAGCCAUUUGACCGUGGAACAGACUCCCUUGGAAGGUGGUUGGCUCUCCUUUGUUGGAGGCUUUAGUUGGGAUUCACAGGGGGUUGGACUAGAUAACCCGUGGGCCCUUUCCAUCUCUACAGUUAAAGGAUUCUGUAAGCUUUUGUCAAACCUUUGUUUGUUCAUUUAUUUUUAUCCCACCCUUCAAUCAGAUACCCGGGACAGUUUACAAUGUGGGGUUCCCCAGGGUUCGAUUUUGAUCCCCAAUGCUGUUUAACAUAUGCUGUUUAGCCGCCCAGAGUGGCUGGGGAAACUCAGCCAGAUGGGUGGGGUAUAAAUAAUAAAUUAUUAUAAAUUAUUAUUAUUAACAUCUGCAUGAAACCACAGAGUGGGGUCAUCCAGAGUUUUGGAGUAUGUCAUCAGCAAUAUGCUGAUGGCACAUAGCUCUGCUUCUCCUUUACACCUGCAGGUGGGGCUGGGGAUGUCCUGGACCUUUGUCUUGUCUUGGUCACGGACUGGAUGAGAGCCAACAAAUGGAAGCUCAAUCCAGUUGAGGCACUGAGACGGAGGCCCUCUUAGUGGGUGCUUCCCUAGACCAGAUGGCUGGGAGGUGGCCUGCUCUUGAUGGGGUUACACUCCUCAGAAGGAGCAGCUUCGUAGCUCAGGUGUGCUCCUGGAUGCGUUCCUGUUGCUCGAGGCUCAGGUGGCCUCAGCGGAGCAGAGUGGCACACCUGCUGUUCCUAGAACGCUGUCCUAUCUGAAACUGGUCUAGUAUGUUCAUAUCCCCAAGGAGCUAUGGGAACUGUAGUUCUAUGAAGGAUAGAUAAGAAUGUAUUCUGGGUAAGAAUUAGGAGUUUGGGGGCAAGGUGCCAUCACUAUGCUGAUGACGGGGCUCUGUCCGUAACAUCUUCAUAAUAAUAAUAAUAAUAAAUUAUUUCUUCUUUGGUGAUUGCUUGUAGCCAAGUAAGAUUGUCUUCCAUGAACACGGUCUUAACAGUGAGUCUGUAAGUGACUGUGGAGGCCAAUUCUGGAUCCACAUGUCCUUCCAUAGUGGAGACAUAGGUUUCUGGGUAGGAGUUGAUCAUGGUGUGGAUUUGCCAAGCAUGCCUUCCUCUUAGCUCAUUUCUCCCUUUCGCCAUGAGUUUGAGCAUUUUCAAAAGGAGAAGAAGAGGAGUUUGGACUUGAUAUCCCGUGUUUCACUCCCCUUAAGGAGUGUCAAAGCUGCUCAUAAUCUCCUUUCCCUUCCUCCCCACAGCAAACUCUCUGUGAGGUGAGUGAGGCUGAGAGACUUCAGAGAAGUGUGACUGGCCCAAGGUCACUCAGCAGCUGCAGGUGGAGGAGCGGGGAAGCGAACCUGGUUCACCAGAUUAUGAGCCAGUGUUUCCCAGUUGUUGGUGUUUAUACUAAAGUUACCAGGCAUCCCCAUUUCCCAGGGACAGUCCCUGGAUUUACAAAUCAGUCCCCUGACAAAAUCCAUUGAAGCUGAAAAGUGUCCCCGGAUUCAUUGAAAAAAAAUCUGGUAACCUUAGUUUAUACUACAUUUUUUAGGAUUUGGCUUGAGAGAGUGUUUAAACCUCUUUUGUUGACCACCAGCAUUAUGCUUUCCAUUUUUAAGUUUGGAAUAGUGUAGUUGCUUUGGAAGAUGAUAAUCAGGCAUCCGCACAACAUGACCAGUCCAACAAAGUAUAUUAUUUAUAUCCCGCCCAUCUGGCUGGGUUUCUCCAGCCACUCUGGGCGGCUUACAGCAUAUCUAAAAACAAAAUAAAAACAUCAAGCAUUAAAAACCUCCUGAUACAGAGCUGCCUUCAGAUAAGAAUAAGAAUUUAUUAUUUAUACCCAGCCCAUCUGGCUGGAUUUCCUCAGCCACUCUGGGCAGCUUCCAACAAAAGAUUAAAAAUACAUUAAAACAUCAGUCAUUAAAAACUUCCCUAAACAGGGCUGCCUUCAGAUGUCUUCUAAAAGUUGUGUAAUUCUUUAUCUCCUUGAUAUCUGAAGGGAGGGUGUUCCACAGGGAGGGUGCCACUACCGAGAAGGCCCUCUGCACAGUUCUGACUCAGGACAUCUGACUCAGGAGUGGCCAUGCAGUUCCUGGGUCAGUGCUUGGUGAGAUGGAUGAGGGCAAACAAGCUGCCCUUGAAUCCUGGCAACACAGAGGCCCUGUCAGUGAGUGGUUCUGGUGUCUCAGAAAUCGGUCAGUUGCCUAUCCUGGGUGGGGUUGGACCCCCUGAAGGAGCAGGUUGGCAGUCUGGGGAUGCUUCUGGAUCACCCAGGUAGACUUAGUGGCUAGAAGUACCUUUUACCAUCUGCUACGACUCUUCCUGGAUCAGGAAAGGUAAGCAUUGGUUAUUUCAGGAUUUCAUUACUGCAACACACUCUGUGCGGGGCUUCCCUUGCACUUGUUCCAGAAACUGCAGUUAGUGCAGAUUCCUGACAGAAAGGAGACCUUCUCCUCAUACAGUAUGACACCAGGGCUCAGAGACCUGCUUGCACUGGUGGCCAACUUGCUAUUGGGUCAAGUUCAAGGUGCUAUAGUUAGUAUAUAAAGCCCUGCAGGAGCUUCCUGCACUCAAUCGGAAGCUGCGUCGGAAGUUCAGCUUCCAAAAAACGUUCACAAACUGGACCACUUCCGGGUUUGCGGUGUUUGGGAGCCAAUUGGUUUGACAACCAAGGUACCACUGUAGUUGCCUUUUAACUCUUUUUACUCAUGAUUUUAUUAGUUUUGUAAACUGGGUUUUUGCAAUGAAACUGUGUAUAAAGUUUAUUAAUUAAUAAAAUAAAUAAAAUGAGAAUCUCCAACGGAGAAUCUCUGGCACCCCUGCAAAACUUGCGAUGAGAGGCCUGUGUGUUGGUUCCCUUGUGGGCUACCUCCGUCUCCAAGCCCACACAGGGCCUGGAAUGAUGUGGCUCUAGUAUUUUUAAUCCAUUUCCUGUGUUUGUUGUUGAACGUCCAGGGAAUACCGUGCUAUGCAGGAGCAAGGUGCGUUGCUGUGCAUGUGUGCUUGCCUUGGUGCUUCAUCCAUGUGCCAGUGGGUUGCACAUGCACCUUGUUUUGUCGCGUUGGGACAGGCAAGGGGAGAAGCUGUUGUGGCCCAUUUCUGAGCCAGCCUGUGGUCUUCUAAAAUGUCUGCCUCGCCACUGAAGUCUUUUUUAACAAGGAGGAUGUGCAGGGCCUGGGGGUUAAGGGAAGCUGGGGGGGGAGCAGCAGGCAAGAUUCCCACUUGUGGGAGGGAGGGAGGAACUGACUGGCCGCUGUGUUUGCACUCCAUGCCCCUCUGAAAGGAACAGUCGUGCUCUACAGGUGUCUAUAUAAAGGCUGUGUAAACACCAAGAAGAGCUGCGCCUUCAUGUGCCCACAAGGCUCCUCUGAGGCUGCGAGGAAGGGAGGGGAAGCCACACUCCGCACCGACCCGUGAGGGGUCUUUGUCCCCAAGUGGGGGCCUCCUGCCCACUUCCACCCCACGUAGUACUGCCUUUUGAGGACAGCAGAGUGUAGUCAGCUAAUUGGGGAGAAACGGACACCUCAACUGAAAAGAUGCCCCCGGAUUAGUCUUAAGGGCUAUCUUGUUUGAGAGCUAGAACCUAUAAAUGGAUAAAUAUGCCAAAUGGGUUGUGUGUUUUUUAAGUGCUCUUUUUCAGAGUAACCUCGCAAACUGGUUUACAUAGAAAUAUUUAAACAAUUAGAAACCAUUAGAAAACUAAAUUACAAAGCAGCCAAGAGAAGAUGCAAGGCGGGUGGGGCGUUGAAAAUGAGCCUGUCCCCCUUUAAGGGUGAGAUGGCCUGUGCUUCAGUAGAGGUGGCGGUGGGGGGGAGAGACUGUACUGGGAGCAAGAUCGCGAACAAAGCAUUCUCGAGAAGGCUGAGCAGUUCUUAGAUGAAGGCUGCCAGGGCAUGCAUGUGCCAUCGAAUAACUUUUCUUCAUUUUUCUUUAAAUUACCCCCACCUUUUCUCACGAGUAAGUGCCUUAAUCAACUAAAGCACAUCAGCUGAUGUCUUUAAUCGGGUGGCAAAUGGUGGUGGUUGAUGCACAAGUUGCAAUCCAUGCUAUUUUUAGCAUUGCUUGCCACCUUGAAGGCUACUUUUGGGGGAAAGCCAGCAUAGAAAUUGUUUGCAUGGGUGGAAGAUGGUUGCAACCCAACCUGCACAAUCUCCCCCACCUGCAGCCUCAAGCGGAAUAGUCUAGCAACAAGGGUGUUACAUGAAGGCAUCAAUGGGGAGGGUUUUGCCUCGAAAGGCACAGAAUCCUAAAAGUGGCUUCUAUGUUGGCAGGACUUCAGAUGGGGCCAAAUUCUGGAUCCCAAUUGGGCCAAUUUGCGACAGUCCAGGAUUUGGAUGGGUCAAGUUGAGGCAGCGCUGUUCAAAGGGAAGAAGCCACCUGGUGGCUAGGAGAGGGGAGAGAUGCUCAGCUGGCCUGCAGACAUCCCUUCUCCCCCUCUGGAUCAUAGGUUUCAUUAGGUUUAAACCCCUGAUCAAACAUGCAGUUGGGAGGGAGAGGAGAGCCAUGCAGGCUGCCAGAGCAUCUUAUUCUCCCUUCUUCUUGCCACCAGACAGCUCUGCAACACUCUGUGCAAGGCGUAGGAAUCAGUUCAGGUCCUGGAUCCAGUUCAGGUCUGUGCUGCUCCAAAGCACUGGAUUGGGAUCCGAAUUGGGUGGAGGGGGGCAUGUGCAGCCUUCAUUUCCAGGACCUUUUACACUUUGCAUAGCCCCUUCUGUGAGAUUCCACGUAUCCCUUUUUUGAAAGAAUUCUCCUUGUCCCAUAAGUCCCAUAGGGACAGAGUUUCUAUAAGUGUGUCACUUCAGCUGUAGACUUCUGGCUUAGACUUCUCUUUAACCGCAGUGUGAAAGACAAUUCAAAAGUGUUUGCGUGUGCUUUAUAAGCAUGCCUGCAGACUGGCCUGUCUUGAUUUUAGCGUACUAUCAAAGGAAGUGUCUUUCUAAGAUGGUGAACCUUUGGCCCGUUCAGGAGUGGUAUCUGUGGCUGGUAGGAUUGGGCGUCUGUUGAGGGUGCACACCCAACAGGGGGCCCUUGGCAAAGUCCUCCUGCAUCUUCUCGUCAUCUGCUGAUUUGUCCGCCUCUUGCUCCUGGGCAGUCGUGGUGGUGAAAGGAAGAGCAGAGAUUUCACUCCUUGGUUUUCUGUCUCGCAGGCAAGCAAGCAGGUGGUAGCAAUAAGGGGGAUGAAAAGAGGCAGGUGCUGGCAAUGCUGACAAAGAGCUAGACCUUAGCUUGGCAUGGGAGGUGUCCCAGGUUCAAUCCCUGAGAAUGUCCCCUUCCUGAAACCCUGGAGAGCUGCUGCCACGGGGCAGGCAGUACUCAGAGCAGGGGGCAGCAACCUUUUUCAGCCGUGGGCCAGUCCACCGUCCCUCAGACCAUGUGGUGGGCUGGACUAUAUUUUGAAAAAUAAUAAUGAAUGUAUUCCUAUGCCCCACAAAUAACCCAGAGAUGCUACUCAUGUAAAAACACGCUGAUUCCUGGACUGUCCGCGGGCCGGAUUGAGAAGGUGAUUGGGCCACUUCUGGCCCUUGGGCCUUAUGUUGCCUACCCCUGGCUUAGAUGGACAAGAGGUUGGUCUUCGUGUGAGGAGGCUUCCUACGUUUCCCUCUCUAGGGGAGGAGGGUCCAUUGAGGCAUCUUGCCCAAGGAGGCACCACAAUCUGGAGCCAGCUCUGGUCUAGCUGUACCACUUAAGACGGCAGAGGGAAUCAUAUUCCACGCACAUUUAGGGAAGGCAAUUCUAGGCAAGCUUGCUCCCUGGAAUGCUACUUUAAUACAUGCAGGGAAUUCUGGGAGAGUGGGGGAUUCUUUUGUCAAGUGAUUCACCACCUGCAGUCACUUCAGCUGAGAUUCCUGCAUUGUGGGGCGUUGGACUAGAUGACCCUGGGAGUCCCUUCCAACUCUACAAUUCUAUGAUUCUACAGCCUGGACUCAGCUUUGCUACUUCAUCGAGAAUGCGGCCAAUAUCCUCCACUCCACUUAACACUUUGUUCUCCACAUGAUAGAUCUCCUAAAUAUUUUAAUAGGCUGAAAUCCUAUGCCUGCUUCCCCUGGGACCAGUUCCCAUUGAACUCUAGUGAGGCUUACUUCUGAGUAGACACACACAAGAUGUAAAUCCCUCAGGUUUCUAUGAUGCCUCUUUUCCUUUGCCUGCCCUCCUUUUAGCUGUUGCACAAAGUUCACAAAGCUGGUUUCCGUGGUGCUUUGGGCAAAGGCAGUUGUCAUUAAUAUCUCCCCAGGAGGACCUGCUCCUUUUCCUCCUCCUUUGCUGUUCCCGGGGAGGAGGCCACUGGGCCUUGAUGUCCUUUCUCUGCUCGCCCCCUGCUCCCACACGCCUUCCAGUUUGGCUGAGAAGUGCAUGUUUUCCUGCUGACGCCACUUCAGUGUCUCCAGGGCCUCUUUUCUGUGCAGCCUGAAGGACGGCCACAUCACGGCUCGUGACUUGUCCUUGGGAUUCAUGCUGGAAGUAUGAACCUGGCACUCGGGGAAGCCAGGACAGGUUUCCCUGUGACUCUUCCCUGAGCCAUCCGUGAGCUGUUUCAGGGGACAAAAAUUCAGGGUUUGGAGCCUGCUCUGCCCCUGAGCUUCCCCUUCUCCUUCUGUCCAGCAGGUUUCUCUUAGAAAAGAGCCCUGGUUGCAAGGGAAAUUCUCUGCUGGGUUGUGUCUCAAGUAGCGAGGAGGGUUGAUAAACAGAAACUUUUAAGAGAGAGGGCGGUUGUUUCCUGAAAAUACCAGACACCCUUCAGCCAAGUAUUUCACUCGUUAGCAAAACGAUUUAACAUUUUAAGCCAGCUAUUUUAAAAAUGUACGAUCUGGGUCUGGCGGCAGCUCUUUUGCUCAGAGGUCUGGUGCCAGCGUUUAUUUAACUGCUGGGAUCAGUACACAUGUCCCAGGCGCCAUGGCUUGGGAGGGCAAGAUAACCAAGCAGACUUUGGUCUGGCAUCCAGCUUCUACCCAGGCGGUUCCCCACUGUCCCUGUGCAAAGAUGGCUUGGCACCCACCCAGGGACCUAGACCUUGCAGCAACCUGCCCAUGCCCAGAGGCCUCUGGCAACAGUCUGCUCUUCCAAGUGCCUCCGCUGGAGUUGAGGCCUGGGAGGCCUGGGAGGAGAGGAGGAGGCUGGCAAAGGGAGUUUGAAAGAGAGUCUUUGGUAUGGGCUAACCGCUGAGUGUUUAUAUUAAGUUUAAAUAGUAAUUAUUUGUCCUUUGGCAUUGUACUCGUUUUUAAUUUUAUUUUUUGUGAGCUGCCUUGAGGGCCUGCUUGGCUGUAGAAUGAGUCAUAAAACAACAACAACAACAAAUUAAAAAGUUGGUAGAAUAGACCAAGGCAUCUCUAAUAGAAAUGAUCCUGUGCUGUUUUCUUUAGCCAGUGACGAAUAAGGUAGCAACUUACAAACUUUGUAUCUUUAGGAAUAAGAAAUUUUUUUUUGAAAGAACAAAAAUUUAGUGUCAUCUUCCCCAACUUCAAGAUUUUGUGGAUGUUGUGCUAGCUGGGCGCUGGUGGGAGUUGUAGUCCAAGACAUCUGGAGGGUGCACUAUAUGCUCCAAUAUGUCUAAGCUGGUUAUUCUGCUGUGCUGUGUGUGAAUUUAUUGUUCACUUAUACCUUGGCUUGAGGACAUGGUGGACAGUACAAGGUGUAGCGCAUGGGUCUGGUCAGCGUCUGAAGGGGAACCUGCGAACCUCAGCUGUAUCACCUGGAGUUCUUUGAUGUGAGGCUAUCAAUGUACAACAUAAAUAAAAGUACUGCCAGAUGUGAUCUACACAGUUUCACAACUUCCAGAUGCUAGAACUUCCAUCAUUACAGCUGGGAGAAGAAAGUGACAACCAACAAAAUUGUAAUGAACCGCAUAGUCAGGCUUAUUUACAGUACAAAAAGAAGACAGUGUGUUCUGAUUCUGUUUUGUUAGAAUAGUGGAGCCAUCUCAGUGAGUCUCAGGCUAGUGGUUGUAUUGUGAUCUUGUGAGUUUUGUUUCUGCAAACACCCUCUUCAUAGGAGUUUGGGGCUUGUUUAUGUAUGCAUGUUUAUAAUUUGACUCUGAACACUGGGUGAUACCAUGUAUAAAUAGGCCAUCACAAAUAAAUUACUGUGGAUUAAACUAUAAAAGCCACAACCAGCAGUGCUGAUCCAUUAAGAAAAAAUUCCAAAAGCAGCAAUAGUAGAAUAUUUAUUUUAUUUUGCAACAAAAUAAUGUUUUUUAUACACAGUCUUAGCAUUUACUUUUAUUUGGGCCUAAUAACAAUUGCUUGCUGCUCUUACUUGCUGAUAGAAUUCAUGUCAGUGUACAUGACCAACUCCCUGCCACCAUUUUAACAGGCAUGGCUUCUCCCAAAGGUGCCUGGGAAUUUUAGUUGAGUGAGGAACUGAGAUUUCUGCCUCAGGAAUUUGUUGUAGGGAUGGGGAAAGUGUGGCCCUCCAGAUGUUGUUGGACUCCAACUCCCAUCAGCCCCAACUAGCAUGGUCAGUGGUUAGGAAUGAUGGGAGUUGAAGUCUAGCCACAUCUGGAGGGCCAGAGGUUCCCCAGUCCCAAUUCAUAGCUUCAGCCCUCUUCCUUUCCACUAUUUUGAAUCUGCAGUGUGAUUGCCUCACUCCUUAAAUUUGCUCAGACACAAAAGCGCACAAACACUGCACAAAAAGUCCUGAUUUUAGACUAUUGGAGAAAAUAAUUGAGAUAUUGAGGACAGUAGUAUAAUUAUUUUCCUGUACAUUAAUUGUUGUUUUUGAAUUUACAGUGUUUGAAAGUCUGCACCUUGGAGAACAAGUGAGACCCCACCACCUUCUCUCGUUUUGCAAACAGGCACCGAAGCUGCACACCCUCAUGGCGUCUGAGAGCUCAGUGGUCAUCCAGUAG